This is a messenger RNA of Drosophila kikkawai, 2967 nucleotides long. RefSeq names its product sisters unbound (gene sunn). The record is from RefSeq and is a predicted model, not a curated record. NCBI's taxonomy places the organism in Eukaryota, Metazoa, Arthropoda, Insecta, Diptera, Drosophilidae.
CUUAAAUGAGUUAAAACUACGCUUAAAAAAGUCAAGUUAAAAUGGAUUUCCAUACAGUUCUUGCAACGGGCGGGGAAAUUAAAAUUGCAACCGCGGAGUUUGCUAAGGCUUUCCUGACAGCUGUGACCUCUGAUCCCGAAAAUUGGAUCACCCGAGUGUCCCAUAGAUUCGUGAGCCAAUGCUUUCGGCUGCUGGGCCUUAGGUUCAACGUGGACGUAGAGGCCUCCUUUUGGACGCAGAACCAUCCGUACCACAACGACAACCCCAACUAUAUUUUCAAUCCCAAUCCGAAACUGAUGAACAAUGUGCGGGCUUUUUUCAAGGAGUUACCCGUGUUAUUGUCGGUGUACACGUCCGCUUUGAAGUUGGAUGUGAAAAAUUGCCGCUUCGAUCGGCUAACCCAUCCGCUGUCCGCCUACUUCCGAGUUGUGAUCGUCUGGAUGAAGGUGGUGCACUCCAUUUGCGACAGCGUGCAGCUGGGUGGGACCACUUCUGCGAAUCGCUAUCUCUGCGAGCCCAUGGCUAGGAUGUCUUUUUACAUUUUGGAUGGACUCUCCGAAUUGCUGCCCGACUACGCUAAUUUUGACGGUCUCAAGGAGAUUUGCCUGUCUCUGGCGGUGGACGUUCGCUAUGGAAUCUUCUAUGAGGCAACUAGCGAGGUGAUUGUAACUCCCAUGCUGGACAUGUUCCAUGCGCACUACAGGACCUUCUGCGGCGCGGAGAAGUCAGCUCUUGAUUUUGUAUUCUGCCUCCUGAUCGUUGAGAUGGACAAGCCUAACGGUUACAUCGAAGCCUACGAAUUCUUGGAGACCAUGCUGAAGCAGUUCGAAACCACCAGGGAGCGGGAUCAAGACAACACUUUGUAUCUGCGUUUGUUCACCAAUGAGCUAAUCACCGAUAAAUAUAUGGCCUUGAUCUUUGAGACUCUCAAGACGAGCACUUCCCGGCGGCUGCUCUUGGCUGCCAUUAGGUAUCUAAUGACUCUUCAAAGACUCUUGGUCAGUGUCGAAUGCUUUACGAUCCGUUUUCACGAGAUCUUGCUGCAGCUUAUACUGCGAACUCCACUUUCUUCGGGGGUUCCCAACCUGGCAGCCCAGCUCUACGUCAAGUUAUCGCGGCGCAAGUACCAGGAUAGAGAUAUAUCCCUGCACAUACUGGAAACGUAUGUCAAGACGCAGGGAAAUCUCCGCAAGAAUCCCAGCUAUGCGCAGUUCAGGGGUGAGCUGUCUAAAUAUCUGAGAGUUCUUGGCCAGCACUUUCCACAGAUAAAUCGUUUCGAGUCCUACGCAGUGGUGCUUAGUGCUCCUAAUGUGCGAAUUGAAUUGAGUCAUAUAGCUGCUCAGUGCGUAAGCAUACUUUUUGAGCGCUUUAUGGCCGAGUAUUUAACGGUUCCGGAGGCUUUUGAGCAGGUCAACAUUUUACUACGCUGUUGGCCAGGUCUUGUGAAGUCGGCAUCCCACCAAACUGGCACUCGAGCUAUACUGUAUAGUGUCUAUGGGAUGGUGGAUUUUGGGGCAGUACUUCAAAAGGAGGGAGAGCUUCUCCUAAACCUGGAGAAUUUCUGCCUGGAAAACUUCCUCAAAGAUGAGACCCUUAGCGAUUUGGAGGUCCAAGAUCUCUACAUAAAUCUCUAUCGUUCGGUGGAGAUCACGGGAAAUGAUCAAAUACACACGACAGCUGAGAAUUAUAUACAGGAGGAGCAGGCUCAAUUGAUGCCCCAAUUGAAUGCCAGCGAUGCCGAGGAAUCCCAAAUGGCCGAGCUACUGGAAACUUAUGCCUUGAGUGUUCGACGCCUGCACUCCUUGCUUAUACCCAAAAAGUUUGAUGUCCGUCAUCUGGCGGAGAUCUAUCCGACUCUGGCCAAUCUGCUGCUGGAGAAACGCGUUCAGAACAAAGAUCUAAUUUGUUAUGGCAGCGAAAGCUUGGCCACCAUGCUGGUCAUGUUGUUUAUAGAGCGUGAGGAUUCCAACGAUGAACAGGGAGUCAGGAUAUCCCUUUUGGUGCAUCAGCUCCUCGACUUUUGCUGGUCGGAACUUUCCAACUCUGGUCUGGACUUUGUGCGAGCCAAGUUUCUAUUCUGCUCGGCUCUCAUCCUGCAUAUUGGUAAUCUGCCGGACUUGAGCCUGAAUGAUGCCACAUAUGGCACGCUGUUGGACUGGUUGCUUCUGUCUCUGCGUCCUUCUCAGUCGGAGUCAUUCGUCGAGGGCUAUGUGUCUGAUAUGCAUUUCGUGUUCCGUCGAUUGUUGCAAUCGAAACAUUUGGUGUUGCCAAACAAUCGGAUUUGGAAGGUUUUGGUUCAGUAUAAAAUGACAGGAGCCCGCUUAAAAUAUCUAGACCUUGAGUUGGAGAAACUCCUGGGUGUCCUCCUAGAGCACCAAAUUCAAGGAUAUAUCCGCUGCCUGCCAGUCACACUGUUGCACGUAAACAGCAAUAAAAACACCUCCAAGACUCGGAUUUCAGUUCUCUUAACUUCUCACCUUAGCAUAAUGGAAAAGCACUCCUCUGUUUUUGACUUCUGGCUUUUAAGGUUGAUCGUGUUCCAAGAAUUGCUGCAACUCUUGAUCAAAAACAUGGGCAUACAGCGAUUGGAGGUGUCCAGUCCACGUCAUCGAAAUCGACUUCUGCCCCUGCUAAGGGUCCUGCCUCUGCUGACAGCCUUACGUCUGCAGGAAAAUCACUUUAUAAACAUUGCUAAAGCGAUCCACAGCUUGAAGGAGCUAACGAAGGGGUCUGAGGAGACUUUGGAAUUUGAAAAUUUUAUAACCGAGAUUAGUACAUUUAAAUACGAGUGCGAGGAUGAAGAAUCGGCUGUGACAAAGGACGAGAAUUUUGUUGGUAAACUUAUUUCUCUUCCGCCAGGUCCACUGAGUCGUUGGCAAUAUGAGGCACUGAGAGAUCUUUGAUAGAAGGAUAAUACUACUAUAUAAAUUUAAUACGUUUUUCUAUAUCAUAUUAUAUUAUAUUUUA